This is a messenger RNA of Mercenaria mercenaria, 3314 nucleotides long. Its product is annotated as GPI ethanolamine phosphate transferase 2-like. Gene Ontology annotation, biological process: GPI anchor biosynthetic process. Bases 84 to 3185 code for a protein of 1033 amino acids. The record is from RefSeq and is a predicted model, not a curated record. Gene Ontology annotation, cellular component: endoplasmic reticulum membrane. The transcript is spliced from 12 exons. NCBI's taxonomy places the organism in Eukaryota, Metazoa, Mollusca, Bivalvia, Venerida, Veneridae.
UAAACAAAUCUGAAAUCUGAACAGACAAAAAUGAAUGAUAUAAUAUAUUAAAGUUUGUUGAUAUUAGGCCAUAAUUUUCAAAAAUGAUAAUAUUUUCGAAAAGAUUAUUCCUUCUGUUAAUUUUACUCAUUCAACUUUACUCUUUUGGUCUCUUUCUUCUGGGAUUCUUUCCUUUAAAACAGUCCCUGCCCGGUACAGGCGAAAACCGAAAUUUGACACUGAACACACAUGUGAUUUCUUAUCCAAAGAAGCUGUAUAACCGAACUGUUAUAGUUUUAAUUGAUGCUCUUCGAUCAGACUUUAUAUAUGAACAUGAACAAAUGUCAUUUGUGAAUGAACAAAUUGGAGGGGGAAAUGCUGAUUGGUACAUUGUGAAAGCACACCCGCCAACAGUCACACUACCAAGAAUUAAGGCGCUGACGUCUGGGACAAUACCUGGCUUUGUAGAUGUUGUGUUGAACUUUGACUCAAAGUCACUAACAGAAGACAAUCUGAUCACGCAAGCCUACAGUUCUGGUAGGAGAGUUGUGUUCUAUGGAGAUGAUACAUGGAUAAAGUUAUUUCCUGGUCGUUUUGUUAGAAGCGAUGGGACAACAUCAUUCUUUGUUACAGACUAUACAGAGGUUGAUGAUAAUGUAACUCGACACAUUGAUACUGAGUUGUCUGCCCUUGACUGGGACCUGAUGAUUCUGCACUACCUUGGAUUAGAUCAUAUUGGCCAUACUGUAGGCCCAACCAGCCCUUUAGUUCAACCAAAAUUACAAGAAAUGGACAAUAUUAUACAGAAGAUCUACAAAACACUAGAAAAACAGGCAUGCGGUAAUUUAUUACAGGGAGAGAAUUUUCUUAUCCUAGUGUGUGGUGACCAUGGGAUGUCAGACCAGGGUAGCCAUGGUGGGGCAUCAGACAGGGAAGUGCUUGUACCAGCAGUAUUUUUAAGCCCGUCUUACAAAAAUCGAGACAAAACAUGGAAGAGUCAGAGAGACAUCCUGCAAAUAGAUCUCGCUCCUACAUUGUCAGUUUUGAUGGGAUUGCCUAUACCAAACAACAAUCUGGGUCAGGUGCUGGUAGGUGCCCUUGAAGGUCUUAGCGGUGAAGAGAAACUUAGUGCCAUGUAUAUCAAUAGCCAGCAAAUAGUGAAACUGAUGGAGAAAAGUGUUCCAGAUUUUGAUAAAGACAGCAGCUAUGACCUUUACCUUCAUGCUGUAAAUCUUCACAAGUCAUAUCUUGAUGACGUAACCAUGCGUUCUAAGACAGAUGUUUCACAGAUUUUACACAGGUACGAGUCUUCGAUGGAAGCCAUGUCUAGGAAGAUAUCUGGUUCCCUGACAACCUACAACUUAUAUGGCAUGUUACUGGCUACCUUGUUGUUGUCUCUGACACUGGUGGCUUGCAUACUGUCUACAGUAUCUAACAGUCAGUCAGUGUCCAUCUUGCUGUCACCACCUGCUAUAAUAGUAAUAUCGGUAUUGGUCAUCUUUGGUCACAUGACAUGCUGCACCAGCCAAUCAUUUCACAGCACUACUCUUUGUGGGAGGAGCUUCACAAAUAUUGUAAUGCAGCUGAUUGCUUUUGGAAGCAUUCUGUUUUUAACAAUGAUGGUAUUAUCUGUUCGUCUGCUGCACACAAAGUCCAAGUGGUUUCCAAAGUCCACUCUGACCAGGCUUCUGUGGAUAGGCACAAUAUUUCAUACUUUAAGUUUUGGUUCAAGCAGUUUUGUUGAAGAAGAACAUCAGACAUGGUAUUUCUUUGUAAUGACCUUUAACCUUGUUGCCAUGGCAGUGCAGGUCAGGGGUCAUGUGACUUCAGUCUGGUUGAAUAUUUUCCAAAAAGAAAAGAUUUCUGGCUCGGGUAAAGCUUCUUGUGAUAAAUUGACAGAAGAAUUGACAAAUGGUGACAUGUAUGAACAAAUAGGAACUUUGAACAAAAAUGGUGGAAAAGAAUCUCGGUGCAGAAAUUUUACAAACUGUAAACAGAAAAAAUCUCAAGUGCCUUCAGGUGAUUUUGAUCAAACUUUACAUCUUUCUGAUAAUAUUAUAUCUAAGCAUUCCAUAUUUUCUCUACCUUGGAGGUAUCUGUUGCCAUGGAAACAGAUAGCUGGAAUUUUUACAGCGAUGUUGCUAGGGAGAUGUAUGCGUGCAAUUAAUCAGACGGGGAACAAAUGGUUGGAUACCCCAGACCUUGCAGACUGGUUAAUGCUGCCACAGAACAAAGGAGCCUUGUCCAUUCUGGUGUUUGGAUCUCAUUUAGUUAUUUUGUUUGCUAGUGGAGUACAGUGUGAUAUCGAGUAUGCAUGUUUUAUUGUUGGACAAUAUACAUGCUAUAAAUACAGAGUUACUACUGGCGCAGUGAAUACAUUUUGGGAUAUAAACACAUCUAGCAAUUUUGUGUCAAAAGGCAUUAUUGAAGCAAGAGUUGUAUUCUGUGUAGUUUUAUUCAUGAAUCUCCUAACCCUGAUCAAAUGGUGCCGUCUGCUGCAGAACAAGUUCCUUCUACUCUCAGAAAAGAAAAGAAAAAGGGGACUCCUUGCGCUAAAAUCAGUGCAAACUUUACAAAGGUCAUGGAUUUUAUUAAUGACCUUGUUGCUAAGAACCCACAAUACAUCUUUGGUUGCCAUGGUGAUUGUACAAGAAGUGUUGCUAUGGAGAUUUGUGGUAGGGAAGAUCAGAUUGUCAGCUAACUACCUGGCAGUAUUCUGUUGGUGGAUGGGACAAGCUGUCUUCUUUCAACAGGGUAAUUCUAACAGUAUUUCAACAGUAGAUGUGUCGGCAGGCUAUGUGGGGCUACAGGACUACCAGCCUGUGUUGGUUGGACUUCUUCUGUUCUGUUCAACCUAUGCGGGUCCUAUAUACUGGCUUAUAUCUCUUGUUAAAUAUAUCCUGCUUCUCAGGGUAGAGCAGGAUAACAUGGGAAAUGAACAAGAAAGGCAUAUAGUGAAAGAAAGUUCCAAAACAGGCACAGGCACAGGCACAAGUAUAAAGACUGACUUGCUAGAAUGUGUACAAGCCCUGGUUUUAGAGAGACUGUCAACACUGGUGUUGUACUGUAUUGUAGUCACCUCACAGAGAUACCAUCUAUUUGUGUGGACUGUAUUCUCACCAAAACUCCUCUACGAAGGAAUGCUCACUGUUAUGAUGUCUAUAGCAUCUUUUGUGAUUUUGCUAUUUGUUGAUGUGGUGAAGUAAAGAAUUACAGUGGAAUUACUUUUUUGAAUUAUAUUUUUUGGAAUACAUAACUAAUUUCCAUAGCAUGGUGCUGUUAAUUAAACUGGAAUUUUAUAAAAAUAUUGUUAAAAUAAAAACAUCUUCUUACCA